AUGGAAUCUUUGCCGAAACAGUUCGUUUCAGCGAUGCGAACAUUAUUUGAUAUAAUGGAUGACAAACAAACUGGGUAUGUUAUGUUAACAGAUAUAGAAAACCGGUGGCGAGAUGACCGUACAAAGGGAUUGCCCCAUGGUGUUAUUGAAAGCCUUCAAAAAGUUGCUUCCCAUGAUGGGUUUCUAACGUUUGAGAGCUUUUGUACUGGACUUAAAAUAUGCCUUUUACGGAAUCAGGUUCAAUCUUCGUCUAAGCAAAUAAGUAAUGAAGAAUCUGAACCUUCAUUUCACCCUCAAGUAAGUGUUCAAGAUAAAAGGCCACCUUCAGUUCCCAUAAUGGACAUUAAUAAUCCACAGCGAGAAAGAAACUGGACGUCAAUAAAAACAACAGGAUCACAUCGCACUCAUAGCAUGCCACAUCUAGCUGAAAACAAAAAUUUGCACGAAAAAUCACCCCUCGAGACAGCCAUCUCCAAAUACGAUUUAUUACAAAGUGGCCACGGUCCCCCAAAGCCACCUAGGUUAGACAAACCUGCUAUCGAAACUGUAGAAAAUACUAGAAUUUUAUCGGAACCAGAAAACAUAAGAGAUAAUAAAUUAGAUAUACCAGAGAUAUCCAGAAUGUUAGAGGGUCAAGGAAGAGGAUUAGGAGAUGGACGCUCAGCAUCUGGAUCUCAGUCAUUCUUGAGCCGCACUACGUCGCGGAGAAGAGAGCCUCGUCGGCACACUCUACAUAAUGGGAUAGACUACAACCUUAUCAAAAAAAUGAAACAAAUAGAACAAGAGAAGGAUAUUUUACUUCAGGGACUUUCGGCUGUAGAAGAAGCUCGCGAAUGGUACCUUAAGCAAUUGGCGGAAGUACAAGAUAAAAUCCGUUAUACUGGACGAAUGGGCGCUUAUGUGGAACCCUGGAAUGAAGCACAGCAAGAGCGACUAGAACUUUUGCGAGCUCGAAUACUUGAACUAAACCGACAAUUAGGGGCGCUAGCUUCAGCAACCGGGUGGCGUCACUGGCCCUUGUCACUUCACAUGAACCUUGCGUUACCAGCGUCAAUAUUCAAUCCUCCUAAUAGCACACCAAAUAAUGCUACAGUGCUUAGGACACAGAAUCGGAUGCUAGCCGAGGAAGUUAACAGAAAGAAUGAAAGGAUAUCAAUAUUGGAACGAGAGAAAUCAGCACUCAUAAGAGAGUUACUACUUCAAAGGAAUAGAACUAAAAUUAUUGAUAAUUUUGGCUAA
Pieris macdunnoughi is the source of this 1239-nucleotide messenger RNA. The record is from the annotation of a GenBank genome assembly. Lineage: Eukaryota; Metazoa; Arthropoda; Insecta; Lepidoptera; Pieridae.